Mangifera indica (mango) is the source of this 2316-nucleotide messenger RNA. RefSeq names its product probably inactive receptor-like protein kinase At2g46850. The record is from RefSeq and is a predicted model, not a curated record. The transcript has 3 exons. The coding region runs from base 130 to 2046 and encodes 638 amino acids. Gene Ontology annotation, biological process: protein phosphorylation. Gene Ontology annotation, molecular function: polysaccharide binding; ATP binding; protein kinase activity. Lineage: Eukaryota; Viridiplantae; Streptophyta; Magnoliopsida; Sapindales; Anacardiaceae.
GCUACGAAAAUGGACGUGUUCUCAUUGCUCAUUUAGUCCCUUUAAACUCACUUCUUCUCUUCUUCUAAAACCUUUCCCUGAGAUAUAUUCUCUAAACUCUCUGUAUUCUGUUGAGCACUUUGUUAAGCAAUGUUAUCUCUGUAUUUAACUUCCUUUAUUCUCCUUUCCCUUCUUCACCAAUUAACUAUCUCUUAUUCACUUCAAGAAUCUCAACGACAAUGUCAACAAAUGCAAUUCAAUGAGACAUGUGGUAACUUCAAUAUCUCUUAUCCAUUUUACUUAAAUAACUCUUCUUCAGUUUCUACUGCUUUUAAAUUAUCUUGUUUGAAUUCAACUACGCUUUACCUCAACAUCGACACUCAAAGAUAUCGAGUUCUUGAAUUCUUCAGUGAUGGGUUGCUAGUUGACUUUCCAGACAUCACUUCUUGUCGACAGUACAACGAUUUAAAUUCUUUUGGUUUUGGAAGAAAUGAGAACUUUGCUGUCUCGGUCGACAAUGUUAUUGGUUUAUAUGAUUGUGAAGAUUCUUCUUUGUGUAAAGCGGACUGUGAAACAAAUAACUUGCCUGGUUGUGAUGGAAACAGUAAAGGGUCUCUUGGCUGCUGUUAUCCACUAUCUGAUCACAGUGUGUGGCAAGUUGGAGAUGGCUUCUCUGUUUUUUCCAAGUUUGGGUGCAGGGGAUUUUCGUCUUGGGCUGUUUCAAGAGGAACUAUUUCUGGGAAGCGUGGCGUUAAAUUAGAGUGGGCUAUUCCUGGAAACAAAUCGGAAGGAGUUUGUGCUAGCAAUGCAAUUGUGGUUAAUGCCACAGCAGUUGAAGCUGCUGUCAGGUGCUCCUGUCAGGAUGGUUUUGAGGGAGAUGGAUUUGCUAAUGGAAUUGGCUGCAUAAAAUCCUGCAUCAAGGAUGGACAGGAAGGAUAUGGCAAGGAUUGUUUUGCCGAAAGAAAAAGUGAAAAAGAAGUUGUUAUUGUAGCUGGUGUUCUUGCCCCAGCCUUCAUUAUUACUUCCUUAUUUGCUCUCUUUUGUCUACUAAAACGAUCUGGAAAAGCAGGUGCAUUUGACCAUGAACAGGGCCAUUUUCACAGUACAAUAUCAUUCCGCAAAGCCUGUAGGACUCGAUUAUUUACUUACCAAGAGCUAGACGUAGCUACCAAAGGUUUUAAAGAUGGUCAAAAACUUGUAGAAGGCACAAAUGGUUCAGUUUAUGCUGGGGUUAUAAGGGAUGGUUCACAUGUAGCGGUACAUAAGGUACAAUGUGAGAAUGAAAGAGACCUCAUACAAGUGCUAUCCCAGGUUGAGGUUUUGUCAGCAAUUUUGCACAGGAAUUUAGCCCGCCUCCUUGGAUGCUGCAUUGACUCUGAAUACAGCCCACUAGUUGUCUAUGAGUAUCCUGCAAAUGGUACCUUGGAGGAUCAUUUGCGCCAAAACAGUGAGCACAAAACCGGCCUAGAUUGGUAUAAGAGGUUAAUUAUCGCUGCUGAAACAGCUAGUGUUCUUGCAUUCUUACAGUAUGAGAUUUUUCCUCCCAUUUUCCACCACGAGCUCAAAUCCGGUUAUAUCUUUCUAGAUGAAGAUUAUUCCAUUAAAAUAGCUGGUUUUGGAUUACUAAGCACCGGCCUUGAAAUUGGGUCUAAUUCAUGUAACAAUCAUGAAGGUUUGCAGAGUCAACAAAAUGAUGUAUACGAUUUUGGUGUGUUACUUCUAGAGAUUAUCACAGGGUCAAAACAUGUGGAUCAGCCAAGUGUGACAUUGCAAAAAAUAAGAAGUGGGAAGCUAGAAGAAAUUCUGGAUCCAACUCUUUACUAUCAUGAGCAGCCGAUUUUUCGAAGAGAGCAGAUUGAGAUAGUUGCAGACCUUGCAACUAGGUGUUUGUUAUUCGGUAGAGACGGCAAAAUUGGUAUGAUUGACGUGGCCAAGGAGCUUAUAAAUGUAACAAAAGAGAGCAUUGAUGGUGGUAGUAAGAGGGGACCUGCACUGGAAGAAACAUUUUCAAAUUCAAGUCUGCUGCAGAUGAUAUCAAUGUCUCCAGACUCUAUGCAUGUGCCUUGAAUUGGCCUUGUAGAAAUUACCAAUCAGUGACAGUGCAAAGUUGGUUAGUCCAUUUCACUUUCCUCAAACUUAUGUGAAAAAUUUUGGCAUUGAGUGGACUGGCAACUUUUAUCGAGUUAUGUGCUGCAGCUAGCUCUAUGUGGAGAGAAAUCAUAGCGAGGUUAUGCAUACUAAAAGCAAGCUGUGGUCGUAUGUAUAUUACUAUUAUAUGAUAUGGAUGCCUGGUAUUUUAUUUAUCUUUGCAAUGGGUUUUGUUUGUAAACAGAGUAU